AUGGAAAAGUUGCUUGCAGAAAAGAUUGGAAUCAACAAGAAGCUGCAGGGAAUCUUGCCCCUGCUGACACUUGCAAAUUAUGCAUACGGAAUCAAGCUGAGGCCAUCAGCUUUGAUGGUUCAUGACAAGAACCGUGGAGGAGCCAUGCUGAAUGCCUGGGAUGUACACAGAAAAGGCGCUGCCAUUUUGGAUGCAGGCUUGCAGCCUAAGCUUGUGAUUCCUUCAUCAAUAUGCAUCGAGAUGGCCAGUGAUGGGGAAAGCAGGAAGAGGCAGUUGAAUGCCAAUCAGAACCUUGCUGCAACUAGCAGUGGCAUGCUGCCGGCUCCAAUUGGCGAUGAAAGAUGCCUUAAACUUGGAAACUCCCACUGGGUGAUGUUUUGCAAAGCAUUACAGGCUGGAUGCGUCAACCCAAAAGGCCAGCAGCUGCACACACCUGCAGAGCUUGAGAAAUUGAUGGCUGAGGGGUGGGAACGGCAAGCCAUUUCAGAAAAGGUUGAGCAACCCUUCCCCUCAUUCCCCAGUUUGUGCCAGAGUGCUUUGAACAGUGUCAACUCCAACGCAACCUCCACUGGAGAGCUUGAGGCCAUGCUACAGCUUGCAAGCUAUUUGAAGAGUGGUGCUACUUUGUCAGACGCUGUGGAAGCAGUUCAUGCAGCACAGCCAGUGUGUGGUCACUAUUUGCAAGACAUUGCCACCUUUGUGAAGCUCUACACUGGUGGUGAGGAUUUCCCAUUGUUGGAUCAGCUCAAAGGCUUCUGUCUUGCCAUUGGAGAGGAAAUGAUGGGCCUGCUGGCCAACUUUGACUUUAAACAAGAUGGAAGCCAAUUGGUGAUGUGCAGAAUUGCAUUGCUACAUGCCAUACUUACAUCUAAAAGAUGCACAGAUGGCUACUCCAAGCUCAUUUUCAAAAGUGACCUAGACAAAAUGAAAGGUUCACUCAAGGACAGCACAAAGCAAAUUGAAGAUUUGCUGCUUGGAGCUUGGAAGCAAACCUUGGCUGUCAUGAAGACUGGUGAAGGUGAGAAGGCAAGCUUUGCCUUUGGAAAGCUGUCAGUGCGAUUGAUCUUGGUUCUGCUGGCAAAACAAAAGCGCAGCAGAGACACAGUGGAGUUUGAUUCCUUUGAAGAAGUGGCCCAGAGGUUUACAGAUGAGUUGACUGGCAGGACAAUUUCCAGAUCAAGCCAUGCAGGUGACGAGAAAAAGGUUGUCUGCCGCAAA
Messenger RNA from Durusdinium trenchii, 1218 nucleotides. The record is from the annotation of a GenBank genome assembly. NCBI's taxonomy places the organism in Eukaryota, Dinophyceae, Suessiales, Symbiodiniaceae.